This is a messenger RNA of Marchantia polymorpha subsp. ruderalis, 3707 nucleotides long. NCBI's taxonomy places the organism in Eukaryota, Viridiplantae, Streptophyta, Marchantiopsida, Marchantiales, Marchantiaceae. The record is from the annotation of a GenBank genome assembly.
AAAGUGGGAAGGAAGACCCAUAUUCGGCAAGGUUUUGGUUGGUGAGCUGCAUAUCGUCGCUUGGAAUUUCGUGUGAUCAAACAUGGCGACAUUUGCGCCAUCGAUCACCGUCUGCAGCAGCAGCAGAAGGAGUCGCAGCAACGAAGCAAGGAAGGACUGUGCGAUGGGAGCGCGCAGUCGACAUGACGACGACGAGGGGACGAUGGCAAUGGCUCCGUGAGGGUGGAGCCGCCGUACGGGACGCAGUCUACCACGUAAGAGUUUGGGCAGUAAAGUCUGCGAGGUGCACGCAGUCUUCGAGCUCCCCGUGCUGCUGUCUGUCUGGAGCUCGCGAGCGGGAGGAGGUGUGUCUCAGAAUGCGCUGCGCAUCCAUCGCCUUCAGAUACAGUGGCGCACUCUCGCGCUCGGCGGCCCCUCCGUUGGGAAUCGUCCCCCGCGCAGCCUGCGACUUCGUCAAUGCGAUGUUCCGAGCUUCGUGAGCCUCGGCUUACUUAGAGUUUGUGUGUGUGUGUGUGAGUGUGUUUUGGGAGAGAGCGAGAGCGAGCGAGCAGGUGGAUGCCGAGCGUCGAAGAGCAGAGUCACUGUUUGGCACAUGCCGCUCUUCUUGCCCUCUUGGUGGUGGAAUUUUUCCACUCGAAAAACCUUGCCUUUUGUUGCUGUUUUUAUCUCAGGGACGGUACCUCUCGGCGAGGUGAAGGAGCGGAAGAGGACAUGCAUGGAUUUUCGGCGUCUUUGUUUGCUCGCAGCGGGAAGCCUCGGUUGCGGGACCUGGCUCGGAAUAGGAUUUGAAUACAGCGUGUGAUAUUGGAUUUGGACAGGAAUAUAUUGGUCACUUAGAUGGGAGGAUCAGACAAGAGCACGAGACCGACGGGGUGUAGAUAGAGGAUCGAAAAGGGAGUGCUGCCAUUGAGCUCAGCAGGCAUGCUUGGCUGAGAAACUUUAGGUUUUGUUGCAAGUAGCGAAGGAUUUUAGGGAUUCUCGUUCAGGUGUAGUUUCAGGGAGAGGUGAUGGCAUCAUCUUUGUACCAAAACAAUGCACCGGGAAGGCCUCCAGGACCGGGAGGACCACCUGGAGGAGGAUAUCGUCCGAGUACGGGGCCGCCUGGUCCACCAGGACCUCCAGGACCUCCUCCGUUGCCACCACCACCAGGUGCCUACAAUCUCAAUCCUUACCCUCCACUACCACCACCACUGCCCGGUGGUUACAACCCAAAUCCCUAUGCUUCUGCUGGUGCACCACCACCACCACCAGGCCCUCCGCCAGGUCCUCCACCUCCUCCCGGACCCCCUCCUUACGGUGGAGCACUUCCUCCACCUCCACCAGGUCCACAACAGCUUCCUCCUCCACCUCCUCAAGGUCCGCCACAGCAACUUCCCCCUCUCCCACCACCUGGUUCACAGCAGCACAUUCCUCACUAUCCACCUUCUCAUCCACACGCACAUUCUCAUUCCCAUGCACACCCCCAUGCACAUUCCCAGCAUCAGCACCCCCACCAACCUGGCCAUGUACCAAUGAAUCAACCUCCUUACCCAAAUCAAGGAAAUGUCAACCAAGGUCAUAAUAUGGGAUUUGCCAACAAUUCCUCAUUAAAUCGCCCAAAUGUUCAGCAGGGCCCUAUCCAGCCCCAUCGUCCUUCUGGCUCAUCUCAUGCCCAUAUGAUGGGAGCUGUCAACCCUGCGCAAGUGAGGAGUGUCGGCGGACCAGGUGCCUCCUCGUCUUCGAGAGGAAAUAGUUUAGGCUCUGCAUUACCGCAUGGCAGAAGGUUGGAGACUCCAGACGAGCGGCGAGAAAGAAAAUUGAAGGAGUAUGAGAGGCAUAAAGCGGAAGAGAGACACAAGGAUAAGAGCAGAGUGCUCGCACAUCCUUCGUCAUCCAAGUCAGGACCGAUCAAUGGAACUAAGGACAACAGGAUUGAAAGACGAUCUAUUCCCGCCGCUGACAAGAUUGAAAAUCGGCUCAAGCGACCAUCGACUUUCCUAUGUAAAAUAAGAUUUAGGAAUGAGUUACCAGAUGCCAUCUCACAACCGAAGUUGAUGCACAUCAACAACGACAAAGAUCAAUAUACCAAGUAUACUAUCACGACAUUGGAGAAGAACUACAAACAUAAGCUUUUUGUGGAACCUGAUCUUGGCAUUCCUCUAGAUCUUUUGGAUCUGAGUGAAUACAAUGCCCCGCGGGUAAAACCUCCCAUGGACCCAGAAGAUGCUGUAUUGCUAGUGGACGAUGAAGUUGUUAACAGAAAGGAGCCACUAUCCAUGAGGAAGAAGGAUAGACCAACUGAUAAAGGAGUUGCUUGGCUUGUUAAAACCCAAUAUAUUUCGCCACUCAGCCUUGAUCCAGCGAAGCAGUCCAUGACUGAGAAACAAGCCAAGGAGUUAAGAGAGCAGAGAGAAGGAGAAAGGCUUCUUCGAGACUUAAACGACAGAGAUCAACAAAUCCAAGCCAUUGAGGAGUCUUUUAAAGUGUCCAAGCAACCUCCAGUUCAUCAAACAAAGCCGGAGUUGGAGGCGGUUGAAGUUUGGCCACUCUUACCGGACUUCGACAGGUGGGGUGAUCAGUUUGUCCACAUGAUCUUUGACACUGAUCCAACUGGAGAAUCAGCUCAGUUAUCAAAGUUGGAUAUUGAGAUGAGAGACGAGAUCGAAGCUAGGGCUAUUGUGAAGAGUUAUGUGCUCCCUCCUCCUUCUGAAGACCAGAAACCCGAGAAGUUUGUGGCCUACCUGAUACCAAAAGCUGAAGAGCUGGACAAAGAUAUUUAUGAAGAGGACGAUGAUAUACAGUACACGUGGGUUAGGGAGUAUCAUUGGGAUCUUAGAGCCGACCACCAGGAAAGUACUUACGUUUUCUGCUUUGGAGAAGACUCUGUCACUUAUCUUCCUCUGCCUUCCAAACUCAUCUUACAAAAGAAGAAGGCGAAGGAGGGACGCCCCAAGGAAGAAGACUUCGACAACCAGUUUCCUGUGCCGUCUAGGGUAACGGUGCAUAGGAGAGAUUUAACCGAUGAAGAACUGAGAGCGAGAGACGAAGCCAAACACGCUUUUAUGGAGGGACGUGCUCGAGGUGCCCCCGAUACCGGCCGAAAGCGCAGGAGGUCACCAGAAGCUAUGAUGUCGUCCCUCAAGAGGAAAGGUGUGCGGGAGGAGGCCGUCUUAAAUCGGGAGGAUGUCAGUGAUGAUGAAAUGUCAGUCUGAGGCAAACCUUUUGUCCCGAGCACAUGUGUUGUCCCACAAGCAGAUACUGGAUGGAUGAAGGGCUUUGCUGCUUAAACCAUGUAUGAUUAUGCAGGUGUUCAGUCUCACAUGAUGCAAGAGACUGGACUGCCAUGCAAGGAUUAUCUGCUGUUGACUGUUGGUGAAAUUUGGUCGUUGAGUUGGCUCACCCAGCCAGUUGAUAGCAGUUGAUUUGUGGAAGAUUACUGAUUGUAACAAAACAAGAUCUGUGGGUUUCUUGUGAUCUUCAAGAAGAGCAACCCCUUCCGAAGGAGAGUGUUGUGAAGAUUCUCAACGUUUAUCGUACAAUAGGUUUCAAAGAAACUCGGAAUUGUCGGACAACUUAGGUAGAUUGUAGGCAUCACAUGGGUUGGGUGGUGUUCUAAUUUUUUCCCACCAAUAUGGGGCUCAUUUCACAAGUCGCAAGUCACAGGCAGUAAAGCUGUAAAGAAAAUGUUGAAUCACUUGCUUGUACUUGUCAGAUCAUAAUGUAUGUGG